Molecule: messenger RNA, 432 nt
Organism: Dermacentor andersoni
Lineage: Eukaryota; Metazoa; Arthropoda; Arachnida; Ixodida; Ixodidae
Source: RefSeq, a predicted model, not a curated record
AUGGAGGAGAGGCAGCAACAAAAUGCCAUAAUGGCGCACCUUCCGCCUUGCCGUCCAGCCGCACGCCGAAGUGACGGAUUUCUGACCCCGCCUGCCGCCUGGUGUCACCUGUGGAACACACAACACGGGCAAAUAACCGACGUGACUUACUACGUCGAUGGUGUCACUGACAACGGUAGCACUAGUUACUUGCACCAGGGGUUCACCAGCAGCAUUGAUUACGCAAGACCCAGCGCAAGCGGCACAGGCAUGGAUGAAGCAUCAGCCAUUAUAGAAGGUGGCACCAAAAUUUCUGGGACCACCGGUGUUGACCAUUGGAAAACGCAGUACCACCACCCGGCUGAUGGCACUUCCACCCUCUGCGUUAGCGGGAGCCUGGUAAUAGCUGUGACGGACACAGUCAAGAACAUUGCCAUCCGGAAAGGCUACUAG